AUGCCCCGCGCCGCCCCCCGGUGGCCGCCGCUUCUGCUGCUGCUGCUGCUGCCGCCGCUCACCCGCGGCGCCCCGGCCCGGCCCGGAGGCAGGGGGCCGGCCUCCGCUCUCGUGGUGCCCAAGCGGUUGCAGAGCAUCGCCGGGGAGGUCGCGCUCCACCUGUCCGCCUUCGGCCGCGACUUGGAGCUGCGCCUCGAGCCCGAUGACAGCUUCCUGGCGCCGGAGUUCAAGAUCGCGCGCCUCGGGGGCUCCGGCGGGGCGGCCGGGCGCGAGAGGGAGCUGCGCGGCUGCAUCUUCUCGGGCACGGUGAACCGGGACCCCGAGUCGCUGGCUGCCGUCAGCCUCUGCCGCGGGCUGAGCGGCACCUUCCUGCUGGAAGGCCAGGAGUUCACCAUCAAGCCCCAAGGCGCUGGGCGCUCCCUGCAUCAGCCACACCUCCUGCAGCGCUGGGGGCACGCGCCCCCAGCCACGGCAGCCCAGCCCCUGUCCAGAGCGUCUGAGAGGGAGGCGCAGACGGGAGAGGGUGAGAGGCAAGAGAGGAGAGCCGGCACAGCGGAGGAGGAGGAAACGGAGAAACAGGAGGAAGACGAAGAGGGCCAAGAAGAGGAGGCAGAAAGUUCCAGCGAGCCACCACCAACCCUGGGGGCCAAGAGCAGGACCAAACGGUUUGUGUCGGAGGACCGCUUUGUGGAAAUGCUGCUGGUGGCCGAUGCAUCCAUGGCUGCUUUCUACGGAGAGGAUCUAGAGAACCACAUCCUGAUGCUGAUGUCCAUGGCCGCCCGCAUCUACAAGCACCCCAGCAUUGGUAACUCCAUCAACCUGGUGAUGAUAAAGUUGGUGAUCAUGGGGGAUGAGAAGCUGGGCCCCGAGGUGUCAGACAACAGCGGGCUGAUACUGCGCGACUUCUGCACCUGGCAGCGGGACGCCAACCAGCCCAGAGACCGGCACCCCGAGCACUUCGACACGGCCGUCCUGCUCACCAGAGAGAACCUUUGCGGGCAGGAGGGCAGGUGCGACACCCUGGGAGUGGCCAACGUUGGCACCAUCUGUGAACCCAGCAAGAGCUGCUCCGUGAUCCAGGACCAAGGCCUGCAGGCGGCCUACACUCUAGCCCACGAGCUCGGGCACGUCCUCGGCAUGCCCCACGACGACUCCAAGCUUUGUACUCGGCUGUUCGGGCCCCUGGACAAGCACCACAUGAUGGCGCCGCUAUACGUCCAGCUGAACAAAACACGGCCCUGGUCCCCCUGCAGUGCCUCGUUCCUCAGAGAGUUCCUGGACCGUGGGUACGGGGACUGCCUUCUGGAUGCCCCUUCCUGGGCCAUGGCCCUGCCCACAGACCUCCCUGGCCGCAGGGCCCUCUAUGACCUGGACCAACAGUGCAAGCAGAUCUUUGGGCUGGGCUUCCGCCACUGCCCCAACUCCUCUGAGCAGGACACCUGCGCGCAGCUCUGGUGCCGCAUUGAUGGCCCCGACCCCCUUUGCCACACGAGGAAUGCCAGCCUGCCUUGGGCCAACGGGACACCCUGCGGGCCCGGGCACCUCUGCUGGGAGGGCAGCUGCCUGCCUGAGGAGGAAGUGGAAAAGCCCGAGGCUGUGGUGGAUGGAGGCUGGGCCCCGUGGGGACCCUGGGGUGCAUGUUCACGGACCUGCGGAGGAGGAGUACAGUUUUCAUACCGCGAGUGCACCAACCCCGAGCCUCAGAACGGAGGGAAGUACUGCCUGGGUCAGAGAGCCAAGUACCAGUCAUGCCACACCGAGGAGUGCCCCCCGGACGGGAAAAGCUUCAGGGAGCAGCAGUGUGAGAAGUUCAAUGCCUACAAUUACACAGACGUGGAGGGAAACCUACUGCAGUGGGUCCCCAAGUAUGCGGGGGUGUCCCCCCGGGACCGCUGCAAACUGUUCUGCCUAGCCAGGGGGCGGAGCGAGUUCAGAAUAUUUGAGGACAAGGUGAUCGACGGCACCCUGUGCGGACCCGAUACUCUGGCCAUCUGUGUCCGUGGCCAGUGUGUCAAGGCUGGCUGUGAUCACGUGCUGGACUCACCUAAGAAGCUGGACAAGUGUGGGGUGUGUGGGGGCAAAGGCGACUCAUGCAGGAAGGUGUCUGGCUCCUUCAGUCCCUCCAGUUAUGGCUACAAUGACAUCGUCACCUUCCCGGCUGGCUCCACAAACAUCGAUGUGAAGCAGCGGAGUCCGCCGGGAGUUCAGAACGACGGCAACUACCUGGCCUUGAAGACCACAGAUGGGGAGUACCUGCUCAAUGGAAACAACGCCAUCUUUCCCACAGAACAGUACAUCCUGCUGAACGGGACUGUCCUCAGGUACAGCGGUGCCUUCACCUCCCUGGAGCGGCUGCAGAGCUUCCAGUCCCUGCCCGAGCCACUGACCUUACAGCUCCUGAAGGUCCAUGGGGAUCCCCUCAAGGUCAAAUAUACCUUCUUUGUCCCUGACGAUGUGAACUCCAGCAAGCAGAGCAGCAGAGAGAGGACAACCACCAAUGUCAUUCAGGCCCUGCUCAACACGCGGUGGGUGCUGGGGGACUGGUCUGAAUGCUCUCACAGCUGUGGGGCCGGCUGGCAGCGGCGGACAGUGCAGUGCCGUGACCCCAGCGGCCAGACCUCGGCCGCCUGUGACGAGGCUCUGAAGCCUGAGGAUACCAAGCUCUGCAGAAGACUGCCUUGCUUCUCCUGGCAGAAGAGCUGCUGGUGCGCAGAGCAGAAUAAUAUCCCGCUUGGCUCCUCCCUGCUGUGUGGGCUCAGCAAGGCUCACAGAAGACAGGCUUGUUUGUGUCUGGAAACUCAGCAGCUGCAGCUCAGGGACUCUGAAAACAAAUCUGCAGGGAGAGAUAGGCUGUUGCUCCCCCAGCCCACCACGACCACCCUUCUUGCCCAUAGGAGGGAAGACUGA
Messenger RNA from Rangifer tarandus platyrhynchus (Svalbard reindeer), 2907 nucleotides. NCBI's taxonomy places the organism in Eukaryota, Metazoa, Chordata, Mammalia, Artiodactyla, Cervidae. The record is from the annotation of a GenBank genome assembly.